UAUGCAGCAGCACAGCCACCAACCUCGGCCUCGACGGUUCAAUGACGGUCCGGUGCCCACCGGGCUGCGCCCAAGCCGGCUACAUGGUCUACGGAACACGGCUCUACAAACCGGACUCAAACAUCUGCGCGGCCGCUAUUCACUCGGGCGUCAUUGAGAACGAGAUCGGAGGAGAUGUGACUUUGCUGAAGACACUGCCACAGAAAGCCUACAACAGCUCCGCCUGUAACGGAAUCGUCUCGAAAGUAUAUGUUAACAAAUUGGCUCCGUCUCCGUCUUACACUUUUGCUGCCACGGAGCCGAGAUGCUUGGGACCUGAAUGGGAGGAGUUUGCGGACUUCUGCUACAAACGUUUUGAUGAUACAAAGAAGUGGUACGACGCUCGACACUCCUGCCGGGGUCUCGAUGCCAAUCUGGUGUCCAUUCGCUCCGAGGCUGAGCGGGAUUGGCUGCAGGACCUCUUGAAGUCUGCCCCCGGAGACACGUGGACCGGACUGAACGACCUGUUCAAUCGCGGCAGAUUCGUGUGGUCGGACCGCCAGAAGGUGACGACCUUCACCAACUGGGCACCUCCGGGAAAACCUACCGGCCUGAUGGAGAAUUGCGUGGCCACCUUGAGCCAGUCUGGCAAAUGGAAGAAGAUGUCCUGCAUGGAAUUAAACGGCUACGUGUGCAAGAUGCCCACAGCGCGUUACGCGCGGGAUAUAAAAGGCGCCAAUGGAAGUUGCGAGUAAUCAUGUGAAUGCAAUUGACCUUGCAUGAUCAUUCUGCUUGGUUUACCAUGCAUUUUGAUUGACUGAUUGAUUUACCAUGCAUUCUUAUGAUUGAUUUACCAUGCAUUAGUCGUCUUGUUAGUUACCAUGUGUUAUUAUUCU
Molecule: messenger RNA, 875 nt
Organism: Syngnathus acus (greater pipefish)
Lineage: Eukaryota; Metazoa; Chordata; Actinopteri; Syngnathiformes; Syngnathidae
Product: macrophage mannose receptor 1-like
Exons: 7
Coding region: 42-734 (230 amino acids)
Molecular function (GO): signaling receptor activity
Source: RefSeq, a predicted model, not a curated record